Messenger RNA from Gadus morhua (Atlantic cod), 4117 nucleotides. Its product is annotated as phosphatidate phosphatase LPIN2. The transcript has 19 exons. Gene Ontology annotation, molecular function: transcription coactivator activity; phosphatidate phosphatase activity. Gene Ontology annotation, cellular component: nucleus. Gene Ontology annotation, biological process: cellular response to insulin stimulus; positive regulation of transcription by RNA polymerase II; fatty acid catabolic process. The coding region runs from base 439 to 3669 and encodes 1076 amino acids. NCBI's taxonomy places the organism in Eukaryota, Metazoa, Chordata, Actinopteri, Gadiformes, Gadidae. The record is from RefSeq and is a predicted model, not a curated record.
AGCCCAUGUGAAUAGAAUGGCCGACCCUUUCAGAAACUGCUGCUCUGGCUGUCAUGUGCAGUGUGAUUUUUGGACGUGUGAAUUAGUUAUGUGAGGGCUGGUGUGUUAAUGGAGUGCAGGUUGGUGGGGAGUAUAAGUGAUAAAGAUAAUCUUAACAUGUAAGUGAUAGUGAUUAUACUUUGUUGUAUACCCAUUGUUGUAUAUAUUACCUACCAACUUGUUAUGGACUGGAUUAUUCUGUCCACAUUGAUGAUCACUAACCAAAUGGGAAGAAUAGUUAGCCAACCUCACAGGAGUCUGACAUUUUAAAGCUAAAAAAAGUAAUGUCCUGUAGCAAAAUGUAGACUAGUAUCUCAGUGGAGUGUAAAAGAUGGGGGUAUGGUAGGUCAAAUCGGUGUCACAAAGGAUUCUGGGAGAUGAAGGCGGUUGAGACAUCUUAUGGCCGAAAGGGGCUCGAGGGGACAAGGCCUGGUUGGGCAGAGACACCUGCGUACUUCGCUUUGGUCUCAGACCAUGAACCUGGUGGGCCAGCUGGCGGAGACGGUGUUCGUGACGGUGAAGGAGCUCUACCGAGGCCUUAACCCCGCCACGCUGACCGGGGGCAUCGAUGUCAUCGUCGUGCGCCAACCCGACGGCUCGUACCAGUGCUCCCCUUUCCACGUGCGCUUCGGCAAACUGGGCGUGCUGCGUUCAAAGGAGAAAGUGGUGGACAUCGAGAUCAAUGGAGAGCCAGUUAACCUUCACAUGAAACUAGGGGACAAUGGAGAAGCAUUCUUCGUGGAGGAAAAUGAGGACAUGGAGUUCAUAGUGCCGGCCCACCUUUGCACCUCCCCGAUCCCCAUGGAGCUCCCUGAGCUAGGGGGGGAGGAGAACGGCGAGGUGGCCCCCGUCGGUGGCGGGGCACAGCCGCCCCGCAGGAAGAAGAGACGUCGGAAACGCUUCCGCUCCGACUCCCACCUGAGAGAGGAGGGCGGCUCCUCCUCAGAAGAGCGGGAGAGGGAGCAGAACGAGCAGGAAAGCCCUGCCAAGGAGCAGUAUGUCAGUCAACUGCAACUCAGUAAGUCCAUCUAUUUCUCGAUAUCCGAGGAGCCAGGAUCCACGCAGACCCGAGAGGUUCACCCCCACUCAGAAGGAGAGUGUUCCCCCCCUGAAUGUGUGUUUUACAGUCGCUCGUCCUCUCCUAAGAGUGACUCUGAGCUUGUGGUGAAACCCCAGGAGUCUUCUGGCCCUCAGAUGCAGUGGAACUGGGGUGGUUUCCCCAAGGUCCGUCAGUCAGAGAGAUCCCUUGCGGAGUCGCAUCGCGUUUCCACUUUAGGCCACUCCAAUUUCCGCACAAUUGAGAGGCAGGAUUCCUUCGACGACGACGACGACGACGACGUCCAAACCACCAUUCACUGUAGCCGGGCUGGAAGUGUGACUGUGGUGAGGCCGCUAGCCAGGACUAUGUCCCUAGACCUUGAUCUCUUUUCCCCACAUUCGUCCAUGCCAACACUGGAUAUAACCCCUCUUAUAACCCACUCCACCCCUAAUGGACUGCAUGACACUCCAGCCUCGUUAGCCCCGGUUAGCAUGGACACUCCUUUGGAACAACUCGGUAACAACUCAUUAACUCAGACGGACAGCUGUGAGGCAGAGAAGACGUUAGCGGAGGGAUGCCCAUCCGAUGCAGAGCGAGAGGACCAAAGAACCUCCCCGAUUGAGUCGACUGACUCUUCUGAACUCGCCCGGCCUGAAAACGGCCAAUCCAAAGAUGAAACCACAUCCGUUGCGGUGUGUGAGAUCCCUCCGACUGGUAGCAUUGGCUCUGUAAGACAGAACUGUCCAGAGAGAAAGGCCUGUACUGCCGUCACGGACACACUAGCCAGCGACGAAAUGAUCAACACAUCCACUGGCAGGUCUAUAUCUGUCACAGCCCAAAACAGUAGGGUAGAGUUAUUGGGUAGCACAGACAUUUUAGAGCAGCACAGCGCCAUGGUUGAGCCCAGCGAAAUGGGUGCCAUGAUUACUAUUUCUGGCGGCAAUGACGACUGUACGGAGGCACAUGAAGAGGGUGCGUCAACUUUGACCGACAGAGAAGCAGAAGGCCUCCUAUUAACAAAUCAAACGGCAGAAAUUCCUCAAGAUUCCACCAAAGCAGAUAAACAGGACAGGAAAAAAGCAGGUAAACGCAGUCAACACCUGGGACCAACAGGCAUCUACCUGGAUGAUCUGACCACGCUGGAGCCUGAAGUAGCUGCACUAUACUUCCCCAAAAGCGAAAUGGAGGCAACAUCCCGCUCUGGGGCCGACCAGGGGUCCACCUCGGGGACCCAGUCCCCCCAGUCGGUGGGCAGCGGGGCCAUGGACAGCGGCGCAGAGUACCUGUCGGACUCCACCACGGACCCCAUGGACGUCAGCAUGUCCCUCUGUGGCUGCGUGGGAGACACCAGCAGCAUCAGCCAAGAAAAGUUUAAAGAGCAUAUUGUGACCUUCAAAGACUUCUUAAAGAACCCAGGGAUCAUUGAGGACCCCAACCUGGUGAUCUGCAUCAACUCUCAGUACUAUAACUGGGCCGUAGCAGCUCCAAUGAUUUUGUCAAAGCAAGCCUUCCAGAAGAAUCUUCCAAAGAGUGCUGUGGACCGGCUAGUGAAGGACAAGAUGCCAAAGAAGUCUGGCCGCUGGUGGUUCUCCUGGAGGAGACGGGACAUGGACAACAACCAGCCAAAGCCCUCAACGCAGGAACAAGAGGUGUCCCUCUCUGCCUCCCCAACAAUAAAGGCAACCCUGGAUGACAUGUUCAGUGACGAGGAGGCGGGGCUUGGUCGACAAGCCGUCAUGCCAACAGACAGCCAAUCAUCGGACAGCAUGAGCACCUGCCAGUGUAUCAGCCAGAUGUACAAGAAGUCCCUACGCCUCACCUCUGAGCAAAUAGAGCGUUUAAAUUUGCGGGACGGGGCCAACCAGGUAGUGUUCAGCGUGACCACCCAAUACCAGGGCACCUGUCGCUGUGAGGCCGCCAUCUACCUGUGGAACUGGGACGACCGCGUCAUCAUCUCCGACAUCGACGGAACCAUCACCAAGUCUGAUGCACUCGGCCACAUCCUGCCUCAGUUUGGUAAAGACUGGACACACCAAGGCAUCGCCAAACUAUACCACAAAAUACACAAAAAUGGCUAUAAGUUCCUGUACUGUUCCGCCCGUGCCAUCGGUAUGGCUGCUAUCACCAAGGACUACCUGCGGUGGGUCAACGACAAAGGAACGGUUCUUCCUAAAGGCCCCGUCCUGCUAGCUCCCAGCAGUCUCUUCUCAGCGCUACACAGAGAGGUGAUUGAGAAGAAGCCUGAGGUGUUCAAGAUCGCCUGUCUAACUGACAUCAAAGACCUCUUCAACCCACAGCGACAGCCCUUCUAUGCAGCUUUUGGUAACAGGACCAAUGAUGCCUAUGCCUAUAAGCAAGUGGGCGUUCCCGACACCAGGAUCUUCACCAUCAACCCCAAAGGAGAGCUCACCCAGGAGAAGACCAAAGGAAACAAAUCCUCGUACAACCACCUCGGUGAGCUGGUGGAGCAUUUUUUCCCCAUGCUGUCUGUCCGGGGAAGCUCUGCAUCCGGCUUCGAGUGUCCCGAGUUCAGUCACUUCUCCUACUGGAGAGAGCCUCUGCCUCCCCUUGACCUAGAGGCCAUGCUGUGAGGGAGAUGUGCCCACUCGCAGUGCUCUCACCUGGGGCUGUGUCUUCCUCUGUCCUCCCUCUAUCCUAGUUUUUCUGUUGCAAGAAAUAUAGAGGAAUCUAUGUAACUUAUUUGUGGAUGCCGCAGAGCUGUUUAUUUAUAUAACAAUUGAUAUAUCUUUUUAACAAACAUAAUGCAACCCUGCAAAUGCAGGGAAUUUAUCAUAUUCACUAAUGACUGUUUCAUGAAAGACUGCUGUGCAAUACUGUUUACCCCUGACCUUUUUUAGGAUCUGUAUAAUGAUCAUAGAAAUGCACAAAAAACAUGUUUUUAACUGGUUUUCUUUCGAUUGAUGAACUGGACCUGCCCGUAGACAUUCCAAAGAAAUAUUAAGCAAAGACAGAAAUGAAAAAAGAAAAAUGGUGCCUUAAGGAUUUCAAAUAAAGCCCUGCCCAUCCUGGAAAAUUUUA